Emys orbicularis (European pond turtle) is the source of this 3717-nucleotide messenger RNA. It is a transcript of the gene RPRD1B, whose product is annotated as regulation of nuclear pre-mRNA domain containing 1B. The record is from RefSeq and is a predicted model, not a curated record. Gene Ontology annotation, biological process: mRNA 3'-end processing. Gene Ontology annotation, molecular function: RNA polymerase II C-terminal domain binding. NCBI's taxonomy places the organism in Eukaryota, Metazoa, Chordata, Testudines, Emydidae. Bases 21 to 1076 code for a protein of 351 amino acids. The transcript is spliced from 8 exons.
GGGCCGGGCCGGGCGGCGCCAUGUCCUCCUUCUCGGAGUCGGCCCUGGAGAAGAAGCUCUCGGAGCUGAGCAACUCUCAGCAGAGCGUCCAGACCCUGUCGCUGUGGCUCAUCCACCACCGCAAGCACGCCGGGCCCAUCGUCUCCGUGUGGCACCGGGAGCUCCGCAAAGCAAAAUCAAGUAGGAAGCUUACAUUUCUAUAUUUGGCGAACGAUGUCAUCCAGAACAGUAAAAGGAAGGGUCCUGAAUUCACAAGGGAGUUUGAAUCUGUUCUUGUGGAUGCUAUUUCUCAUGUUGCCAGAGAGGCAGAUGAGGGCUGCAAAAAGCCCUUGGAGCGACUGCUUAACAUCUGGCAAGAAAGGAGCGUGUAUGGCAGCGAGUUCAUACAACAGCUGAAACUUUCUAUGGAGGACACCAGUAGCCCUCCACCAAAAGUUACAGAGGAGAAAAAGUCCUUGAAGCGGACAUUUCAGCAGAUACAAGAGGAAGAAGAUGAGGAUUACCCUGGGAGCUACUCGCCCCAGGACCCCAGCACUGGGCCAUUACUGCUUACAAGGAAGUAUGUAUGUCAAGCAGACAGUGAACAUCCUUUGGUUCUUCAAGCCAGCAUAAACAUUGAAAAGACUGAGGACUUGAUCAAAGCCCUGCAGGACCUGGAAAAUGCAGCAUCAGGAGAUGCCACAGUGCGGCAGAAAAUUGCCUCACUGCCACAGGAAGUUCAAGAUGUGUCACUGCUGGAGAAAAUUACAGACAAAGAGGCAGCAGAACGUCUUUCGAAAACGGUGGAUGAAGCAUGUUUGUUACUAGCGGAGUAUAAUGGGCGGCUGGCAGCAGAGUUGGAAGACCGACGCCAGCUGGCACGCAUGCUGAUUGAGUACACCCAGAACCAGAAGGAUGUAUUGACCGAGAAAGAGAAAAAGUUAGAAGAGUAUAAACAGAAGCUUGCUCGGGUAACCCAGGUCCGCAAGGAGCUGAAAUCACACAUCCAGAGCCUUCCAGAUCUGUCGCUGCUGCCCAACGUUACAGGAGGCCUGGCACCUUUGCCAUCUGCUGGUGAUUUGUUUUCAACUGACUAGGACUAAUGGUGCCCGCAUUUACUAAUUCCCCUUAGUACCAGCAGAAGUAAGAAAACUCUCAUGUUGACUGGAAAUCCAGUCUUCCAAUGAUCUACCAUAGGAAUGAACAUACAGACCCUACUUUCAACCUACCAGCUGCACAUGCGUGCUCUCUGUGUACAGUGUCUCAUGUUGAGGGGAAGAUGGAGAGUGUGUAUGUCCAUGUUCUGAAGGGAGUGGGUAUAGAGUCCAUAUAUAUUUUGAAAAACUUUUCUCACCUUUUCUGUACUCAGAUUAGUUUCCGUUUGCUCUUAGCACUUGUUACUCCCACAGAAGUCAUAAGAAUCAUGUACAUAUACCUUGAAAGUUUUCAAAGAAAUGUUGUGUUUUUCUCUCUAAAAGUGUCUGAUUAUUUCUGAAUCUGUUUUGUGUGUGUUAGUUGGGUUUCUGACGUUCAAAUCUAUAAGCAGUAGAGUGGCUAGUGUGCUUCAUGGGGGCGUAUGCAUGUGUGUACUGUACCAUACUGGGAUCAGGGGGACAUGUCCACAGAGCAACAGUACAGUUAACCUUUUGUUAAAUCUAUAGUUGCUGUUACUGUUGUAGGAAUGACCUCAAGGUGGCUCCUAUUUGGUAUGGUGCAUAUGUACAUACACUGAGACUCGCACUAUGGGCGAUAGAAAUGAACAGCUUGUUUUUGUGAGUUAGAGAUAACUUCAUAACUUGCACUGUGCUGAGCAAUGCAGAACUGGUUACUAAGCAUGAGUAGAAGUGAAUUUUAUUCCAACUCCCUUGUAUUAUAUUUAUACCACAUUUCCCUCUGUAUUAUAUAAAUGUAAAUGCUACUGAAGUUUUAACUAGCCAAGAGGUUGGAGUGGUGGAAUAAAACUAGUGAUAUCUCAAAUAGGUACUGUAACUUUCUUUGUGAACUUGAGAAUGGCUAUAUUGAAAAUCUUGUUCUAUGAAUUUUGUCUCCUUAGGUUAAAUAAGUGAAUUUAUUUGAUGGACUGAAGUUAAAUGUGGUAUAAAUAUUUUAUUUAUAUAGCGUAUCAACAUAUACAGACCUGUAUGUAUAUGUAUACACACAUCCUGUAUACCAUACAUCAAUAUACAUGAGCAUGUAUAUAUUGGGAGGAUGUAUGUAUUUUCGUAUCACACAUUAAUGUGAGUUGAUUUUUUCCCAGUAAAAAUCGAAAAACAAAUUUAAAAAAUACUAAUUCUAAUUCCAUGAUCAUGCUAGCUAAUGGUAGAACUACCAUGGAUGUAGUUAGCUUUAAAUUUGUGUGUAUUAGUUUUAGCAAGCAGGCCUGCCUGCUCAUUGCAAACCAUUCCAAUCUGGCAAUUUUGUUUUAAUUUAAACACUUCUUGCUAAGGGCAUGACUUCACGAGCGAUGUGGCAGUGCUUUAACGUGGCUGUGGAGUCGCGUCAUCAGUGCUGGUGCACUGUCUCCCCAAGCGCUAUAAAAAACCCACCUCCCCAAGUGGAGUAACUCCCAGCGCGGGUGCACUGUCUACACUUCCACUUCAGAGUGCUGAAACUUGCAGCGCUCGGGGGUGUUUUUCACACCCUGAGCGCGAACGUUGCAGCACUGUAAAGUGCCAGUGUAGACAAGGCCUAAGACUUCACAAGCUGCUGGAAACACUUGAUUGGAUAUUAUAGGUUCUGUAAUACAGAGGCUGAAACCAGUAAGGCAGAGUGAUGUGCUUUGUUUGUGCCUCACUGUGGUCUUAAGCUGCUCUUUUCAAAGACAUGAGAGGAAACCUAUAGAAAUAUGAAGCUUGUUCUUUGUGCUCGUUAACUUAUUUUACAGGGAAUAUAAUGGCUAAUUCAGCAUUCAGUGAAACCGAAUAAACUAGCAUUUCUGGUCAUUUAGUUUGUGAAAAGUUCAUGCACUUCAUUUUGGCCCUUUAUUCUUGCCUCCUUACUGCCCAUCUGUGGAAUCUGUUUUCCCCUUGUUGUAGAGGAGAAUUCCUGGGGGCAGAACUACAUUCUUCCAUGAAUUGAUGUGAUUUGGAGAGCCCUUUAUCUGAAUGUUUGGACCAUAAAGUGUUCUACGCUCUCUCUGCUUUUGCCAAAAAAACAAACAAAAGAAAACCCCAAACUCUCAAACACACAAACCAAAAGAUGCAUUUCUAUCCUGUCCCAGCUCAGUGGAGUUAACCCCAGACUGUAUUUUAUUUAAAUAACUAUUCUUGACCUAUAAUUUGACUGCAUAACCAUUACUGGACAAAAAUGAAGCAAAACUGUCAUAGAAAUUAUGUAGACAAAUGAGUGUUGGCAUCUCAAACUGCUAUUUUGGGCGGAUUUUCUGUGAGAAAGUUGUAUGUUUGUUUUUUAAAUUGAAAUGCUUUGAUUUUUCCAAAAAAGUGUGUGUUUUACUUUAUUUUGCUUAAUUUAAAUAGUCUUGUGGUUUUUAUUGACGGGGCGGGGGGGGGGGGGAGGGCAAAGGAUGCCUGGUGAACUGGGUACAACUUCCUCAAACAGUUUCCCCAAAGUGUCUCUUAAAAAAAAAAAAAAAAAAAAAAAAAAAAAAAAGGAGCUUAAAUCUGUAUAUGAAUUGAUCUAGGAAUUAAUUUAGAAGCAUAGGCUGCCGUUUUGGCAGCAGUAUAUUCUGAAAUGUCUCAUAGAUAUCUAUUUUUGAAUAAAGAGGGUGUUGUUGAAUGG